Molecule: messenger RNA, 3285 nt
Organism: Halteromyces radiatus
Lineage: Eukaryota; Fungi; Mucoromycota; Mucoromycetes; Mucorales; Cunninghamellaceae
Product: ER-golgi trafficking TRAPP I complex 85 kDa subunit-domain-containing protein
Exons: 12
Coding region: 1-3285 (1094 amino acids)
Biological process (GO): protein localization to phagophore assembly site; endoplasmic reticulum to Golgi vesicle-mediated transport
Cellular component (GO): TRAPPIII protein complex; phagophore assembly site; cytoplasmic vesicle
Source: RefSeq, a predicted model, not a curated record
AUGCCUUGGUAUACAUCAUUCAAGAAUUUGAUCUUCUCUUUACGUGGUAUUACUGAACAUGAAACAUUUGACCAUCCUGUAGCCAUGUUAAUGGUAAUAUCUUCUGUCAACCCUGAUCCUAUGGGCGCCAUUAUGCAACUUUACAACCCCAACGUACCAUCUUUUACUAUUGAUAAACCUUAUGUAGACACCAAUAUAUUACGAUAUUAUGUAUUAUUACAUGAUCCUCAACAAACAACCUUAGAACAUUCCCUUGAUGUCUUUGAAAAAAUGAAAAAAAGCUUUGGAUUACAUUGUCAUAUGCUCACCUUGAACUCUAGACCUCAAACAACAUUCGAUGGAACAGAUUCUUUAUCAACCAAAAAUAAUACAGAUCAAACGGACGAUUCAAUACGAAUGAUAUGGCAAAAUGAAUUAGAAAGAAAGGCAGUGAUCGAUCAUUCUUUACAAUAUUAUACUCAACAGCUUUCUAACAAUGAACAAGAUCAACCGAUAUCAUUUUCUCCCAGUAUUCCUUCUCUCACUCGAUCAAGUUCAUCUUCUUCUAUCGCUACUAAUCCAUCCUCCUCCUCCUCUUCAACAACACCCGUUUUUACUGGAGCAACAACACAAACUUUUGAUUUAACCAACACACCACUGGAUCAAGAAGAAGAAGAAGAAAAUACUUUGAACAGCAACAAUAAUCUAAUAAAUUUGGAUGGCAAUUUGGCAACAUCAUCAAUAGAAUAUGGACAAUAUCUUACUAUGGAUCAUAUUGAAAAAACAAAGAUUAUGGUAAAGGAAUUAGUAACACAAAGUAUGAUACCCUUUAUGGAACGUAACAUUCAACAUUGGAAUGAACAAGUCGCUGCUGGUCGAAGAGGUCUUACUGGUCGUCUUUUUGGUGCGAGUCGUCGAUUAUUUGGUACAAGUAAUUCUCGAAAUCCUUCAUCUCAGUCAAUACAAACCAUUCCAUCCUAUAGUCGAAAUCUACCAGCAGGUACAAAUACAUUGACAAUAUAUCCAUACGGUGCUCCCGAAGCUCAAAUGCGAAAAUUGGCCGAUUAUGCUUUUAUGCUCCGUGAUUAUAAAUUUGCUCAAAUCAUUUAUGAUACUGUACGUCGGGAUUAUGCAACUGAUAAAGCUUACAAGUACCAUGCUGGGACUCAGGAAAUGAUUGGUAUUUGCUUUUUAAUGAUGAAUCAACCAUUGACAAGUAAAGUGGAUGUUGAUCGAAACUUUGAACUAGCUAUACAACAAUAUCUUGGACGAUGUCAAUCACCUUAUCAUGCUACAAGAGCUACUGUAAUUUAUUAUGAACUACUAAAAAGUCGACGAAUGUGGAAGGAAAUCCCAACUGCCUUAGUACGAAUGACUGGCGAAGAUUCUGAUUUGCGUUCUGCCCUGUUUUUGGAACAAGCUGCUCAUUGCUUCUUACGUGCUCCUCGACCUAUGAUACGGAAAUAUGGUUUUCAUCUUAUUAUGGCUGGUCAUCGUUAUGCAAAAGCAUCACAGAGAAAUCAUGCUCUUCGGUGUUACAAAUUGGCAUCUUUGGUACUUGAAGAUACUCAAUGGUCAGUUGCAAAAAGUCAUGUCCAGUUUGCCUUAGGUCGACAAUCAUUUCAUUUAGGUCAUUUGGAAGAUGCUGUCUCUCAUUUUGUUCAUGUCUUACCCGAUGCCAAGCAAACAGCACCUCAACAAAUUGCUCAUAUUCGAGAAUUCUUAUUCAUUUAUCAGCAGUACGCCUCAAAAAUGGGAAUAGAUCCUUUGAAAGAUACUUUAUCAAAUUUAGGGAUUCCUAUCAUUGAUGACAAAAGUAUUCGUGUCACUUUAUCUAAUGCACAACCGGAAUCUGAAAAUCAAGAUGAAUGGUCUGUCAUGGAAAGAGACCUAUUGGAAGCAAACAUUGAAAAGGGAUAUAUUUUAAAAUCCAAAAAAGCAUUGGCUCUUCAACAACAAGAUGAUAACCGUGUGAUUUGUGCUGUUGGUGAACCUUCGACUGUUCGUGUAGAACUAUACAAUCCUCUUCAAGUAGCUGUAACAUUAUCGGAAGUUAUCUUGGGAUGCCAAUAUCGUGAAUCCAUUCAAGCAAAUAAAGAAUCACUGAAUUCGGAUCUCUUUGCGGAUCAAGGUAUGAUUGAUGGAACUCUGAUGCCGGAUACAACAGAUACAUUUGAUUUCGGUGAUUUCGAAUUACAAAAGUUAGCACAAGUAUCUUUAGAUCCAUUAGAACGUCGUGUGGUGAAUCUGACCAUUGUACCACGAAAAGAAGGAUCGAUUACCAUUGUUGGUUUACAUUACACGUUCAAUGAUCUUGUACACACCUUCCGACCGUUUAACAAGAAAGGAAAACGACUCAAUAACACCAAAGAAGAACGAAUGACCAUUGCUUAUGCUCCCGACCGUAGCCUGGAUAUUCUUGUCACUCCACCUAUGCCACUAUUGGAUCUUACCUUUCACAAUGUACCAGAAACCAUUCUAUCCGGUGAGGUUGUACAAGCUGUAUUGGAAAUCAAUAACAAAGGAAACAAGGGACUUACUUCAUUGCGUUUGAAAUCAAAUCAUCCAAGCUUUAUUUGUGUCGGUCAUCCUGAACAAAUGGACCAGCCUAUUUAUGAUUGUGACUCAAAAGAUGAAAAUUGUUCACCAAUCGACAAUCAAAUAUAUGAUCCUAGUGUCAUUUCUAUUCCUUUACCAUCUGAAGGUGAUCAACAAAAUGUGGUACAACCUGGAAAAACGACUCUUGUGCCAUUAUGGAUUCGUGGCGAUCGUAUUGGCAAGUAUACUUUGAAACUCCUGUUCUCUUAUCAGUCUGAGGAAGAAAACUCUGCCAUUGCUCAUCGUACUCUACGGUAUACUCUUCAUAUACAAGUGACUCCAUCCCUCAAAAUUAACGCUUUUACUCGACCUUGUAUCUCUGCCACAAAUGAAUUUAUCCUGGGAAUUGAGAUCGAAAACCUUCAAUCUCUGACCCCGUUUGACUUAAGACAAUUGACAGCAACUAGUGCUUUAUGGACCAUCACGCCAUUAAGUAUCGACUUGAAUUCUGAACAAGAUGUUUUGGACAAGACUACGAUUCCUUCUCGUCAAACAACUUUUGCUUAUUACAAGAUUAAGAAAUCUGAAACUCUACCUUCAUCUCCCUCUCCUUCUUCACCUGAAGCCUGGACAUCAAAUGCGUUGGCAAAAUUAUUAAGCAACAACGACUCUUAUGAUCCACCUCCACCCAUAGAAUUGAUGGUCACCAAGAUACCAUUCGUAAAGUUUUUCAAACGUCUCUUAUAUAAUAAUUUAUAUUGUAUCUAA